This is a messenger RNA of Leptinotarsa decemlineata (Colorado potato beetle), 1702 nucleotides long. RefSeq names its product Molybdenum cofactor synthesis 1 (gene Mocs1). NCBI's taxonomy places the organism in Eukaryota, Metazoa, Arthropoda, Insecta, Coleoptera, Chrysomelidae. Gene Ontology annotation, molecular function: GTP 3',8'-cyclase activity; cyclic pyranopterin monophosphate synthase activity; metal ion binding. Gene Ontology annotation, biological process: Mo-molybdopterin cofactor biosynthetic process. The record is from RefSeq and is a predicted model, not a curated record.
AUAACUUAAAGAAACUAAAAGGCUUAGAAGUCGUGGCUAUGACUACAAAUGGUCUAGUUCUGACCAAGCAAUUAAUAGCGUUGCAGAAGGCUGGUCUAGAUAUACUGAAUAUAAGUCUGGAUACCUUGAAGGCUGAUCGUUAUGAAUUCAUAUCAAGAAGAAAGGGUUGGAAUAGAGUUAUGAUGGGUAUUGAUUUAGCAUUACAAUUGGGGUAUAAACCCGUAAAAGUUAACUGUGUUGUUAUGAAGGGUUUCAAUGAUGAUGAAAUAUUGGAUUUUGUUGAGCUGACAAAAGACAGAAAUGUGGAUAUUAGAUUCAUUGAAUACAUGCCCUUCACAGGUAAUAAGUGGGAGGUAGAUAAGCUGGUUUCCUAUAAAGAAAUGGUCAACAAGAUAAAAGAAAAAUGGAAUGAUUUCACUCCUCUCAAAAAUGGCCCUAAUGACACAUCAAAGGCAUGGAAAGUACCUGAUUAUAAGGGGCAAGUGGGGUUCAUAACGUCGAUGAGCGAGCACUUUUGUGGAACGUGUAAUAGGUUAAGAAUAACUGCUGAUGGAAAUUUGAAAGUGUGUCUUUUUGGAAACACAGAGGUGUCCUUGAGAGAUGCUAUAAGAAAUAAUUGUUCUGAGGAUGAUUUGUCAGCUUUGAUCAGUGCUGCAGUAAAGAGGAAGAAGAAGCAACAUGCAGAUGCUCAACCAGUCCAUUCAGCACACCAAAAAUUACCCUUCCCCAAAACAAUUCAUCAAACCCUUUUCCAUUUGCAUGCCUUGAAGCAACCUCUUCAUUCCCUAAGGCACUAUUCCACUAACCAAAACGUCCCAGAAGAAUUGACCCACACUGAUGAAGAAGGGAAAGCCAAGAUGGUGGACGUGGCCGAUAAGGCAAUCACCAAGCGCUCUGCCACGGCAGCAGCCACAGUACAGGUCGGAUCCCAAAUAACAACACUCAUACACGAAAAUUCCAUUAAAAAAGGCGAUGUUCUCACCAUGGCCGAAAUAGCAGGGCUAAUAGGCGCGAAGAAGACAUCUGAAAUCAUCCCCCUCUGUCAUAACAUCACCAUUUCUAGCGUCAAAAUCAAAGCUCACUUGGAUGUAACGAAACAAGCCGUUGAGAUAGAAGCCACAGUGAACUGUGAAGGAAAAACCGGCGUGGAAAUGGAGGCGCUCACAGCUGUUAGCGUUGCUGCUUUGACAGUCUACGACAUGUGUAAAGCAGUAAGCAAGGCCAUAGUCAUAAGCGAUAUUCGUUUGGUAAGCAAGACUGGCGGUAAGAGCGGAGAUUACGCUCGGGAGGAGAUCAUUCUGAGGGAUUAUAAGCGGGGGCCUACUACCAAUAGGUUUACGCCCGUGGUGUAGCUGAGGACAGCGUUUUGAACAAGACAUUUGUUAUUGGGUCAAUUCGAUUCAAAAUUACGUUUAUGGACAUGGUUUGUUGUUUUUGUUUUACAUCUAAUUAUUAAUGUGAAAUUCUAUUCUGAAAAUGCAGUAAUUCCAGCAAAUGUUACUGGUUCAUAACUGUACCCUCUCGUGUUAUGAUUUCUCUAUGGAUUUGUAUCAUUUGCAAGGCUUCGGCGGGCAUUUGUCAGGCUGAAUUUCUACAAAUUGUUAUUAUUGAAAUUUUAUUUUUUGUAUAAUUCAAUACAUAUGGUUGUUGAAACAAAAUAUUUUUGUAAUUUUACAAUAUAAAAAUUAACAAUAAAUAUUUA